This is a messenger RNA of Fusarium graminearum PH-1, 405 nucleotides long. RefSeq lists its product as uncharacterized. Lineage: Eukaryota; Fungi; Ascomycota; Sordariomycetes; Hypocreales; Nectriaceae. The transcript has a single exon. The record is from RefSeq and is a predicted model, not a curated record. Bases 1 to 405 code for a protein of 134 amino acids.
AUGGCCACACAUCCCUUCGUCAAAGACCCUGAAGUGCAGCCCUCCUUAUUCCCUUUGAUUUUUAAUGAACCAUUCUGCAUCUGCCAUGACGAUGUUACCAAUUCGAUACUAUUAAAGAUAUUAGUGCGCAUGACAUCAUUCAUCUUACCAUAUUCUCAUGACAACAAAGUACUACCUACUACCGCAUGGAUCCAAAUUUCCGGUUCUUGUCCGGGUUUCCUCCGAGAACAUUCUAUCGUAGUUCCUGAUCUGACAGCGCGCCCUCUCGCGUCUUCGGGCUUUUGUUAUACGCCUGCUGAUCGCUUACUGGUGGAAAAGGUGCCAGGUUCUCAAAGUACAGGCUUAGACCCGUUGCUCAUUGCCUACUACUACCUGGUAGCAUUUCCUGUCCCCCUCGGCCGAUAG